Messenger RNA from Alternaria burnsii, 708 nucleotides. RefSeq lists its product as uncharacterized. Gene Ontology annotation, molecular function: glyoxalase III activity. The transcript has 2 exons. The record is from RefSeq and is a predicted model, not a curated record. The coding region runs from base 1 to 708 and encodes 235 amino acids. Lineage: Eukaryota; Fungi; Ascomycota; Dothideomycetes; Pleosporales; Pleosporaceae.
AUGUCAAAACGUUCCAAACUCCUCGUCGUUCUCACGUCUCAGGACAUUCUUCCCACGCGAGAAGGGGUCAAGACGGGAUGGUACCUCCCUGAACUUGUGCACCCUUACAAUGUCCUCAGUCCACAUGUGGACAUGGUCUUCGCCUCCCCGAUAGGUGGUGAGGCUCCAAUCGACCCUUACUCAAUCGAAGACUCCAAGAAUGACGAAGAAUGCCAACGGUUUCUGAAUGAGAAAGAAGCAUUGUGGAAAGAUACGGAGUCACUGGAUGCCAUAAUCGACAGGGCUGAUGAGUUCCUCGGUGUUUUCUUUGUUGGCGGUCACGGCCCCAUGUUCGACCUCGCAAAUGACAGCAUUUCCCAUUCGCUGAUCCGAAAGUUCUACGAGUCUGGCAAGAUUGUGUCCGCCGUUUGUCAUGGUCCAGCCGCCCUCGUCAAUGUGAAGCUCUCGGACGGCUCGUAUAUGAUCCAGGGUCAGACUGUCACGGGAUUCUCGAACGCCGAGGAAGACGCCUACGAUUUUACGAGUGCGAUGCCAUUCUUGUUAGAAGAUGCGCUGAAGAACCACGGUGGCAAGUAUGAAAAGGCAGGGCAGCUCUUUGGAGCGAAGGUCGUUAUCAGCGGAAAGCAUUGGAAUUUGGUAACCGGUCAGAAUCCUCCGAGUGCCGCUGUGAUUGGCAAGACCCUGCUGGAGCUCAUCCAGAAACUGUAA